Molecule: messenger RNA, 3522 nt
Organism: Aquila chrysaetos chrysaetos
Lineage: Eukaryota; Metazoa; Chordata; Aves; Accipitriformes; Accipitridae
Exons: 2
Coding region: 54-995 (313 amino acids)
Source: RefSeq, a predicted model, not a curated record
GCGCGGCGAGGGCACCACGUGACCCGGGGCCGGGUUACUCCCCGAGCCCCGCCAUGUCAGCGCCGGCCCCGCCCCCGGGGAGGGGAAAUGGCGGGGCUAACGCCGCCCGCCCGUCAGCAGCCGGCCGGGCGCCGGCCUCGGUCUCGGGGGCGUCCCGGGGUCGGCGGUCUCGUCCCUCAGCCGCGGGGUGGGCAGUAGGGUCUGGACAGAGCCCGGAGGCUCCGCGGCUCCUUCCCUCGGGGGAGGCCGCAGCUCCUGUGGCGUUGCUGGGGUCGCCGGGGCCGCAUGCGCCGGCACCGGCCUGGCUCGGCUCGGCUCGGCUCCGUGAGGAGGGUGGCACAGAGCACACGCUAAACCCCGCUCUGAGUGGAGCAACGGACCGGCGCUGGAGUGUGAUACCUAGCGUGACCGAUACCGUCACGGUGGAAGAAACUGCUGCUUGCUUAAAUACAAACAGCAAAACUGCAAGUCAUGUGUUUUGCAUCGGUGAAGAAGAUGGUUUAAUGACUACGUUCACGCUAACAAUGGGAGCUAAUGUUCGUGAGAAAACUGCACGUACGCUGCGAAGUGUAAUUUCAAGGACAUUAGCUGGCUACUGCCAUCAAUUAAAGAGCCCAUUUGUCAAGUGCACUGUUAAAUGCUAUAGUAAUGUGUUGGUAUCGGUGUUAAAUCAUAGCGAUUUGAGGUUUGCAGAGUGUUGUAUGAUAUGGUAUGUUCAAAAUGUUAUUAGAGUUUCAUUGUUUAACUCCAGUCUGGUACAUCAGCAAGGUAGUAAACUGGAAAGAGGAGACUCAGAAUGUUACAGAAAUCUCACAGAAAGUGUAUUUGGCUUUAUUUUGUGUUCUGCUGUUAAACUGUGCCUAGCGCUUGAGUUGUUAAUCAAGUGCAAAUUACUCUCAGGAGUCUCUUCUCCUUCUCAUCAAUAUAUGGCUGUCCAGCAAUUAGCCUUCUUUAAAAGCAAAUAUUUUGAAAUUCAAGGAAAGUUGAUAGAGUAACAAGAACCCUUGUUUUACUCGGAUUACAAAAUGCAUAAGGAGGAGUUUGUGUACAGUUAUAUGGCUGAUAUUCGGAGGAUUUUUUUUAAAUAAAUAGGUUCUAGUGGCAAAUGGAAAGGUCUUCCAGAUGUCAUGAAUUCCUAUAGGCUGAUCUUUUAUCAGAAAAAAAUUCUAGCUUUCCUAGUUCUUUUUUAAAGAAAGCAGCCAAGCUAGAGAACAGUGGGGAAAAAAAGAUAAUAUUGCCCAUUUAGUGUCAGUGUCUCUGCUUUUUUGUGAUUUUUGUCAGUUUCGACACGGUAAAUUACUUCAUGUGUAGCUUUUACUACUGUUCUUGUUCACGUCACUGUUCAAAAAUUCAAAAAAGGUAGCUUGUUCUGCCACCUGAAAAAUAUGAACAGCAAAGGUAGAACUGGAGUAUGUGGUGAGAGGUUAAAAAAAAUGCAAAUUACCUCUGUCCAGUUCUUGCAUCAGCUAAGAAGCUUUCUGAGAAGUAAGAAUGACUUCUUUGAGGGCUCUUGCCUUAGGGAGAGAGAAUGAGUGAGAAUGGACUUCCUGUAUUGGUGAUUAAUUUUCAGGUUUGAAACCUAGUUGUUAAAUGGUGACAGCUGUUUCUUUAAUGUUGAGUACCUGACAUUAUGUUCCUUUCAGUACGUACUUGAUAAUACAAAUGUAGUGCUUUCAAUACACUGUUAAUAGUUUAUACAGAGUACAGAAAAACAAAACCUUCCCAGGACAGGAAAGGCUGCCAGUGAUUCUGGAAAUUCACAGUAAAUUUGGGAGUUCUUUUGCCUAUUAAAACUUUUAAGUUUUUUAUAUUAUAUAUUUGCCUUUCAUAGGGUGUCACUACAGGUUUUAGAGGUGACUCCUCUGAAAACUGAGUGUUAAAUACUCAUUGUUGUUUAUGUAUUGGGUAUUGUUUUAUUAUUAAUCUUAUUAUUUUAAAAAUCUGCUUCUGUAACAUGUUUGUAAUCAGACUUAUGCAUAAUUGGAUUUUAUGUAACCUGCAGGGGGAAAAGAUAAUGUAAGUGUACCCCAGUGUGUUUCAGAAUUGUCUAAUACAAGCACUGGUAGCUGCAGUGCCUUUGUGCUUGAUGGGCUAGCUAUGUUAGUGCUUACCUUGCUGUGCUAAGCUCUGUGCCCAUUCCCCUACCAAGCUAAAGUCUGGUGUGGUUGUGUCUGUGCUAUAAUGUGGUUCUGGUUCCGCCUGCAGUAUAGACAAAUCCUUCGGGUUUGCAGAAUUAUCCCUGGCUACUUUUGUUCAUUGAAAGUUAAAUUCUGAUUCCUCAGGGGCUGAAUGUUAGGAUUUGGGGGUGGGAAGGGGUGAAGUAGGUUAAUUACUGCAGCUUUAGACUUAAGUCUGGGUUUUACUAGGCUAUGACUUGUCUAUUCAAAGCAGAUCUGCUUCAUCAAGAUAAUAUGCUCAGUAAUUUUGAAGUAAAAUUUGCCAUUGCUUGUAUUGUAUUGUGACUACCUGUAGAGAGAGGAGACAAUCAUAUAACUUCUUACUGAAAAGCAUGUUCUUUUCAUUAUACUUUUGUCAAUUUUACGUUUGCAGGUACUUGAGCUCGCAGCGGGUUUAUUUAAAGUUGCUUUUAUAACAACAUUAGGCACUGUAUAAAUAUAUGGUGUACGAUGCCCAGCAUUGUGUUACAUCUCUGUACAAUAUAAAGGAUGGUCCUUGUCUCAAAGACCAUGUAAUCCAGUGUGGCUCCUACAGCAUUUAGUAUCAUUCUUUAUUGUUCAUGUAACACAUAUUUUAAAAUAUUGAUCCAUAUUAUUCCAUAUGUCUUAUGUUCAACAGUUUUGACUUGUGUUGGUGCACGGGUUUAGUUUGUUCAGCUUGCUUACUUUUGUUUCUGACAGAUGGGCAAUAAAUGUCCACACCAAUGUAUGGAAAUUGCUGUUGAGAACAAAUUAUGGUUACUUGAUGUAAUGAUUCUUUUUGUCUUUGUACAAGCUGAUGAAAUACUUGUGCAAGUCUUAUUCAAGCUUGUUGAAAUCUGAAAUGUUUUUGAAAUCGGUAUAGUCCUUGUCAUUUUAUACAUAAUGAAAUACAAGUUUAACUGAAUUUGUUAGCUUAAGCAUUUAAAGUUUUACAUAAUCAUAUGUCUGUCAUUUUUUUUUUUCUUGCAGUAACAUUAAGUCUUGAUCUUUGAAGAUGUUAAGAAUCCUAAAUUUUGCUCAGUCUCCUAAAUUAUUAUUGGCAUCAUGCAUCAUUAUUGACAAAGAAAAUAGCUGACAACAAUCAUCUAUAAAAAUGUCAUAUUCCUUGUCCUUUGAUUAUCUGUGUUGGCCUACUAGUGUUUCUCUAACUCAUUCAAUAAGGAUUAGUUAUCACUUGCAGAUUAUCACACUCUAAUUUACUGCUGUAAUUUAACCUAUGGAGCAAUUUUUUUAAUUUUUUUUUUCUUUAACUAGAAUUUCCUGGAAUCCCAUGUUCUCCAGAAAGCAAAACUGAUUUUCCUGCAACGUUCAAUAUAUUGCUGUGGCUUUAUAUUCUUUAUUAAAAUAAUACUGUGUAUGUUUA